Messenger RNA from Schistocerca serialis cubense, 507 nucleotides. RefSeq lists its product as uncharacterized. The transcript has 4 exons. The record is from RefSeq and is a predicted model, not a curated record. Bases 3 to 305 code for a protein of 100 amino acids. Lineage: Eukaryota; Metazoa; Arthropoda; Insecta; Orthoptera; Acrididae.
CCAUGGCACCCUCGACUGCAGCACUGGCCGUGGUCGCGCUCCUAGCUCUCUCCGCCUCUGCGAGCGACUCUCACCCGUCCCACAGGUGGAAGCGGCUGUCGGACCAGCGGCUGGCGGAGCUGGAGACUCUGGUGGCGCUGGAGGCGAUGGGCCACACCGUGCCCGUGGGCGCGGGCGUUGUGGACCCCAGGGCCGUUGGUCGCAAACGUUCUGAUUGGGAUGACACUUGGCGACCGCAAGGCGAAGCAGACGUGCCGCUGGCUCUGUACGGUGGAACCCAAGGAGUGUGGCCGGCGCAGCAGUAACUGCAAGACGAGCCGAGACACUGGCCGCACAAAACGGUAUACUACGACAAAGAAUGCCCAGAAAGUUCCCAGCGAAAUGAUCAGCCGACCAAAGAGAUUCCAGCUCCACCACUUCCGUAAUGAAGAUGGCUUCGCACACUGCGAUUACUGCAAGACUCAGCCUCAAACAUCGAUACUAAUGUUCGGAGCUUCUAUGCUUCAC